AUGGGUAUCAGUCGUGAUCAUUGGCAUAAACGGAGGGCCACAGGUGGCAAGCGCGCGCCCAUCCGUAAGAAGAGGAAGUAUGAAUUGGGUCGCCCGGCUGCCAACACUAAACUUGGAGCCCAGCGUAUCCACUUAGUGCGUUCGCGCGGUGGUAACACUAAAUAUCGUGCCCUGCGCCUGGACACAGGAAAUUUCUCAUGGGGAUCAGAAUGCUCUACCCGCAAGUCCCGUAUCAUUGAUGUGGUAUACAAUGCAUCAAACAAUGAAUUGGUACGAACCAAGACUCUAGUGAAGAAUGCGAUUGUUGUAGUUGAUGCUACACCUUUCAGGCAGUGGUAUGAGUCUCACUACCUUCAGCCCCUUGGCAGAAAGAAGGGUGCUAAAUUGACUGAGGCUGAAGAUGCGAUCAUCAACAAGAAACGCAGCCAGAAAACAGCCAAGAAGUAUGUAGCAAGACAACGCACUGCCAAGGUGGAGAGUGGAAUUGAGGAGCAAUUCCACACUGGACGCUUGUUGGCGUGUGUUUCGAGUCGGCCUGGUCAGUGCGGCCGCGCAGACGGCUACAUCCUCGAGGGAAAGGAGCUCGAGUUCUACUUAAGAAAGAUCAAAUCCAAGAGAGCGAAGUGA
This is a messenger RNA of Arctia plantaginis, 627 nucleotides long. Lineage: Eukaryota; Metazoa; Arthropoda; Insecta; Lepidoptera; Erebidae. The record is from the annotation of a GenBank genome assembly.